This is a messenger RNA of Aspergillus chevalieri, 354 nucleotides long. RefSeq names its product KGG domain-containing protein. Bases 1 to 354 code for a protein of 117 amino acids. The record is from RefSeq and is a predicted model, not a curated record. The transcript has 2 exons. NCBI's taxonomy places the organism in Eukaryota, Fungi, Ascomycota, Eurotiomycetes, Eurotiales, Aspergillaceae.
AUGCAACGUUUUAUCAUCCGUCCAACCCCUCUCAUCCACAUUUCUCCCAACCCCUCCACGGCCUGGACUACGUGCCGGUUCGCAACCGCAUUUCACCACCCCAAUCCCGGCAACUUUGCCAAUCGCCCCAGAGAACAACUGUCCGAAGCCGGCCGCAAAGGUGGUAGGAAAGGUGGAAAAGCGCGCGGCGUUGGUGGAUUCCACAACAUGGACCCGGAGAAGCAGCAUGAAAUAGCUUCUCGCGGAGGACAUGCCUCCAAAAAGGCAGCCAAGCAACGAUACCGAGUUCCGGAAGAAGAACCUGCUGAACCAGCUACGGCACCUCCGGGAUUUGAACGGUCUGCUUCUGCGUAG